GCUAUUCAUUGACGAUUUCAUUUCUAACUAUACGACGAAAGAGAUUCGUUGCUAUAACUGAGUUUCUUACGUCAACACAGUAAUUUAAUUAAAUUUCAAUUAAACCAAGAAUUUGCGGUGUUUGUUUAAAUUAUUAAUUUAAAUAUUUAGUUGAAAAAUUUGGACUGAGCAUUUCGAAAAAAACGAUAAAUUAAAAAAACGAAUAUGAAAUAAAAUAUUGUUAUAAUAAAUUGGAGUGAUAUGCUGUGAUUCAAAAGUACUCGUGAAGCUUUUCGUUAAUGUGCAUGUGAAUGAUUCAAUUUUAAAAUAAUUCAAAAGAAAAUAUAACAAAAUAAAACAAAAACAAUAUUGGUUUGAGCUACUAGAAUAAUCAGCCUCUGAAGUUAAAUUGACGGAUAAAUAAUAUUUCAAAAUGAAUAAUCUAUCGGAUGGAACAGGUUAUACUUUUGAAGAAGAGAUUCCAUCGAUGGCCGAUAUUUCCACUAUUCCUCGUUUACCCGGAGACGGUGCUCCACAGAUAGAUGAUCCUGAAAAUAUAGAACAGGAAAUAUCUGCUCUUCCAAGCAUUAUAACCAUCAAUGAUGACGCUUUCGACUCGAAACAAAAUCCUUAUCGAGGAAAAGUUAAAUCGGGUGAAAAUCAGCCACCAUUGAAUAAUGAGGUCUAUUCAGCGUUCAAGCGUGGUAAUGUGGUCAAAGGCAUUUUAUGUCCAUCGUUAACAAAUUCGUUUCGAGCAAGAUCUUUAGAACGGUCGUAUUUAACUUAUUCACAUAGGCAACGCCAAAAGAGUUUGCUUAUAGUCAAUAUUGUCGAUUUAAUAUUGAAAUUAGUUCUCGCCGCAGUUUGGACGUGUAGAAAAUCUGCUGAACUUUACAUAAACGAAACAUCGGCUGUUGUAUUGGCGGCCAGCUAUUCAUCGCAGGAAUGA
Molecule: messenger RNA, 928 nt
Organism: Sitodiplosis mosellana (orange wheat blossom midge)
Lineage: Eukaryota; Metazoa; Arthropoda; Insecta; Diptera; Cecidomyiidae
Product: adenylyl cyclase 78C-like
Exons: 5
Coding region: 413-928 (171 amino acids)
Source: RefSeq, a predicted model, not a curated record